This is a messenger RNA of Rosa chinensis, 1239 nucleotides long. Its product is annotated as RING-H2 finger protein ATL20. Lineage: Eukaryota; Viridiplantae; Streptophyta; Magnoliopsida; Rosales; Rosaceae. The record is from RefSeq and is a predicted model, not a curated record. Gene Ontology annotation, molecular function: polysaccharide binding. The coding region runs from base 35 to 1174 and encodes 379 amino acids. The transcript has 2 exons.
ACUGGUUUAAUUUUCAUACGUACCCUAUAGUCAUAUGGCAACCUCAGACAUAUUAUUCUCAUUCUUCUUCUUCUUCUUCACCUUCUUACUUCCUCAGAUAGCAGAUAGCAGAUGUGGUGGUUCAACAUGCUAUGGGAGCGGCCCACUGAUUCGAUUCCCUUUCCGGCUAAGAUACCGCCAACCGCUAAAUUGUGGGUAUUCCAUUCAUUUUGACCUUUCAUGCAACAGUACACAAAAAAGCACCAUUCUCACCCUCCCUUCUUCAGGAGACUUCGAGGUCGAGAGCAUCCAUUACAGUGACCAAACCAUGUGGAUCAACGACCUAAACUGGUGCAUGCACAAAAGAUUCCUUGACAAAGACUUCGGUCUUGUAGGCACGCCUUUCCAUUUCUGGCAUAGCCUGGAAAACUAUACCUACUUCAAGUGCCCGUCCAAAGUUGUGGCUAUUGGGUCUUUUGCACCAAUCUCUUGCCUUGACGAUUACAAUUACAACGUCAUUGCUGUCCCGUCGAGUUGGUCAACGACUGAGAAACCAGCUCCUCAGUCUCUUUGUCUUGCAAUUUCCACAGCUUUGCUUCCGGCGAGUUUUGGGUGGGAGGAGUUUGCUGUAAAGUUGACUUGGGGCGUUCCCGAUUGUCGUUCUUGUGAAGCAAAUGGUAGAGUUUGUAAGCCUAAUGUGACAAGUUCGCACAUUGAGUGCUCAACUGAUGGUAUCCCAAUAUCCUCAAAGACCGGCAUAGCAAUUAGCGUGUUGAUUCCGGCAGGGCUGUUGUGCAUUGUUGGAUACGCACUCUAUGUUGCGGGCAGGAGGGAUGAUGGUCUGGUCCAAGAAACAAACAGGCGUGGUCAGCUUCAAGAACUCAUUCAAGCCAAUGGACAACCUCAAGUAGUUACAGCGGGUCUUGAUGCUCAGACUAUUGAGUCAUAUUUGAAGACUCAACUUGGUGAGAGUUUAGAAUUACCUGACCCUAAUAACAAAACUUGCUCGAUAUGUUUGGGUGAGUACCAGUCCAAGGAAAUGCUAAGGACUAUACCAGAAUGCAAUCACUAUUUUCAUGUUGGUUGCAUAGACGAGUGGCUUAGAAAGAACCCAACAUGUCCACUUUGUCGAAAUCUUCCUCGAACACCCGAAGUGUCAUUAGUGAGACCUCACGAUGAUCAUUCUAUGUGUUAAGAGAUGAAACACAUCUUCGUCUUUGGAUAAAGUUGCAUGAAGAAAUAAAAGAAAAUGUGUGUAUA